Trichomonas vaginalis G3 is the source of this 1803-nucleotide messenger RNA. Its product is annotated as eukaryotic translation initiation factor 3 subunit G family. The transcript has a single exon. The record is from RefSeq and is a predicted model, not a curated record. Gene Ontology annotation, biological process: regulation of alternative mRNA splicing, via spliceosome. Bases 1 to 1803 code for a protein of 600 amino acids. Gene Ontology annotation, molecular function: mRNA binding. Gene Ontology annotation, cellular component: nucleus. Lineage: Eukaryota; Parabasalia; Trichomonadida; Trichomonadidae.
AUGUGUGAGAGGCCUACCACACGAAUACGUGUGGAAGGCUUUGAUGAACAGACUUCAGAGCAAUCUAUCAAGCAAAAAUUCAACACCUACGGUGUCAUUUUGUCUGUAACUAAAGACAAAAAAGCAUUUAUCAUCGAAUUUGCAACAGUCGAAGCAGCCUGUGCAGCAAAACAAAAGGCAAAUGGUCUACCGAUCUCCUGUCAACAGACUGCUACAAUAUUCUUCGAUUAUCCAAAUAUGCCCGAUUUUCUUGCGAUUCAAAAUUGCAAAGAGGAGAAAUUACCUGAAUACAAAUCAUAUCUCAAAACAAUUCCAGAAUUUGAUGAGAUGAUACCUUUUCGGACAGAUAAAGGAUUUACUUCGCUUGUUAUUGCGACUUUUUCGGAACAAGUCGAUUUCGACAAAUUAAUACAAAACAUUAAAGAGAAAUUCCCUACAGAACCUACCGCGUACGAAAAAGUUCCUUAUUGCAAUUUAAGCAACGAUUCACUCCAUCAGAUCGCCAGAAGCUUUGAGGAGAGAAGUAUCUUCAUGAACAACCUUAACCACAGAAUACCAGAAGAGAAAAUCACAGAAAUUUACUCAAAAUACGGAAAAGUGAUAUAUGUCGAUAUCUCUUUCAAAUAUGAAGUCUACAUAAUAACCAUUUUGAUGGACACCAAGGAGAACGCUCAAAAAGCUAUAGAGGAGCUCGACAAAACUGUUUUUGUCGAAGAUGAACUUCCUCUUCGAGUUUUUCCUUUUAUUGAGAAAACAAUUUACCAUAAACCUGCUGGUAUCAUUUCCGUUAACGAACUCGAGUACAAUUUCGAUACAAAACAACUUUAUACAACAUUUAAACAAUGGGGCGAAAUCUACGCUUUUUCCGUCAGCCACGUUGCUUCAUCCUUUGUAGCAUUGUUUUUAUACGCAGACUAUCAAAACGCAUUGAAAGCUCGCGAUAGUUGCAAUUAUUCCAACGUUUUCGUGUUUCCGAAGAUGAAUGCUGCGGCCGCUGUUCGACAUUUCACUCAAAGGAAGUUCGAACCAGACUUAACUCUCGUAACUUUUGACAAUGAAAAUAUACCAAACUUAUUUCUUCGAUCUGAGUACGAAAACGUCCAAGAUUUCCAUACAUUCACUAAUGGGAACAACAAAACCGUUGUUGUUACGUUCAAAUGUUGCCAAGAUUUACAAAAUACGAUAAAUAAAAUUCACAAGCGCUACGAGAUCAUCGGAUCUUCCACAUUCAACCGCGUAUUUGAAUACUUUAAGACGCAACCCAUUGAUUCCGUCUGGGCGAAAAGAAUUUUUUAUGCUCGGGGAAUUAAUUCAGAUUUAUCGAAUAAAGUUCUUAGAGAGAAGUUUUCGAACAUUGCGCCUGUUGAUAGUAUCGUUAAUCUUGGCAAAGAGAACAUUGCUUUGGUGUUAUUCAAGAGAUCAGUUGAUGCGAACAAUAAAGAGUUUCUAACCAUUCUACCAAACCAAGUAUCGCUUGAUGACGUCAUAAACUCCAUAAAUGAGUCAUCAAAACCAUCAAGAACUCAAUCUUGGAGCGCAAUUAACCCAAAUUUCCUUCCUAUCAAUUCCAUUAUAGAGGAAGCAACGAGGAGAGAGCCAACAUUAAGGUCAGUGGUCGAGAAACAUAUUACGAGCAUAAAUUACGACCAAGUUCUUGAAUUAUCUCUAGAACCUGCGAAAUUGAACUCUUUCUUCAAACAGUUGAUAUCUGAUACAUCUUCUAAUGCAUGCACAAGCAAUGCACCCGCUUCUCCUCUCAGCGGACCAAGCAGUACAAAAGGAGAUUUGGAUCAAACUGAUUGA